Messenger RNA from Nymphaea colorata (pocket water lily), 2089 nucleotides. Its product is annotated as protein trichome birefringence-like 35. NCBI's taxonomy places the organism in Eukaryota, Viridiplantae, Streptophyta, Magnoliopsida, Nymphaeales, Nymphaeaceae. The record is from RefSeq and is a predicted model, not a curated record. Bases 660 to 2030 code for a protein of 456 amino acids. The transcript has 6 exons. Gene Ontology annotation, cellular component: Golgi apparatus. Gene Ontology annotation, molecular function: O-acetyltransferase activity.
UAACCGAUCUAAUCGAAGAUAGUGCAGCAGCCAGUGGGACCUGCACAUGGAGGGUUGCUGCUAGCCUGACCGAAUUCAUCACCGCAGAUGAGCAACCAAGACAGGGCCAUGACGAUAGCUGCGGAAGAAGCGGUGGGCCGCCUCAGCACCAGCACCUUUCUGCUGAGGAUCAUCGUCCGCAACUUCGAUCAGAUCUCAAACCGCAUACCCUUGCGCCUUCUGCAGGCAGUGGGAUCCACUCACCGACAGUGGCUCUCUGCUGCUCUGCCUCAACUUCCUAUGGUCAUUGCAUCUAUUGGUACUUUUGCUCGUGCCCUUCACGCUUGAAAACGCCCUCCGCUACGUUGCUUUUUUCCUUCUCUCUCUUCUGUAGUCACCAAUCUUAACUUUGUUGUUACCCAAAGCCCACUAAAGGAAGGGCAGUUUUGUUGUUUUAUAUCCGUCUUGGCCUUUGUAAUUUUUUAUUGUUAGAUGAUUUUAUUGUUGUUCUUGGAGAUUUGAAGGGUUUAACCAUGGAAGUUGCUUUAGUUACUGCGUCGGCAGAUGAACAUAAUGCUUGCCCAUAGUUUAGAAUUUGGUGAAUAGUCUGCGGUUCUUGUUGGGUACUUCAGAAGAGAAAAAGGAGGUUAGUUAGAGCAAGUGAAAGAAAAAUAGAGACCAUGCAUACUGUGAAGGGGAGACCACCAAUUCCGGUUUUUGCUGUGUUUGUCUGUGUUUUUUUUGUUGGGUUUUUCCUCUACAACGAAAAUAUCAGACGGAUCCAGGAAGACAAGGCAGGUCGGCUUCGAGAGAGCCUGUCAUCAGCAGUGAGCACACCCGAUAGAGGUCGCAGCAGAACGGAGAAUCGAUCCAGUACCAGCUCAGGUGGAGCUUUCGACUGGUCGAAAGCGUGUCCUACAAUCCGGAAUCGCAGCCUCGGAGCAGAAGGAAAACGUUCUGGCUUGGAAACUCGUGGAGAUGAUUUCACAGACGAAUUUGCAGAUCAACGGCCCGAGGAUUCAAAUACCUGUGACCUAUUUUCUGGGAAGUGGGUGUUCGAUAAUGCUUCAUAUCCUCUUUACUCAGAGCGUGAUUGUCCUUAUAUGUCGGAUCAGUUAGCCUGCCGGAAGCAUGGCAGGCCGGAUUCAGUUUAUCAGAAUUGGAGGUGGCAGCCCCACAAGUGCAACUUGAAAAGGUGGAAUGCAACGGCUAUGUGGGAGAAGCUUAGGGGAAAAAGACUUGUGUUUGUUGGAGAUUCCCUGAAUCGUGGGCAAUGGAUUUCAAUGGUGUGUUUGUUGCAGUCCGUUAUACCUAAAGACCAGAAAUAUAUGACGCCCAAUUCCCAUCUCACCAUAUUCAAGGCUAAGGAAUAUAACGCUUCCGUGGAAUUCUACUGGGCUCCUUUACUUGUUGAGUCUAACUCUGAUGAUCCUGUAAAACAUAGGCUAAGCAAUCGGAUUAUCAGGCCUGAUUCUAUAGCCAAACAUGCAGCUCACUGGGGAAAGGCAGACAUACUCGUUUUUAAUUCAUAUCUUUGGUGGAGAAGUGGAACCAAAAUAAAGCUUUUAUGGGAAAAUGCUGAAGAUGGUGCCUGUGAGGAAACCGAAGGCUUGGAAGCCAUGAAGUUGGCAUUAAGGACAUGGGAAGAGUGGAUCUUUUCAAAUAUAAAUCCUCUGUUGACUCGAGUUUUCUUUGUUACCAUGUCCCCAACACAUCUCUGGAGCCAUGAAUGGGGACCAAAAACUGGUGGCAAUUGUUUCAAUGAAACUACACCUAUAACAACAGAGUACUACUGGGGAAGCGGAUCUGAUACCCGCAUCAUGCGUAUAGUUGACAAUAUUCUUGCCAGGCUGGGAUCAAGAGUUACUGUCCUAAACAUCACUCAGCUAUCUGAGUAUAGGAAGGAUGGGCAUCCCUCUAUCUACCGAAAAUUUUGGGAGACAUUCUCUAGUGAACAGAUGUUAAAUCCUGUAAGCCGUUCAGAUUGUAUACAUUGGUGUUUGCCUGGUGUCCCAGAUGCCUGGAAUGAGUUGUUAUAUGCACUUUUGUAAGACAUUCUUAACGUGUAAUUUAUUGUUCAACGAAAUAAGAUUUGCAAGUAUUCAAUUUA